AUGAACAAGUCCAACUAUCAAUACUACACUAACGACUCAAAUGAACUCAUCCGAAGAGACAGGUAAAAAGAACAUCAACUAUUAUUCUAGAGACUUUCUCAUACAUCAAUAAAAAUUAGAAGAAAUCAAACGAUCCAAAAGUGCUAUUGGAUGCAAUAGAACUAAAUCGAUCAAGUUACCUAAAUCAACCAAUAUUAAAGAUGAAAUGAAAAUCGCUGAAAUAUACCAUAAAAAUCAACUGUUGGCUUCAAACCUAGCCAGAAUACAUUCCAGACCAUUUUAGCUACCUCAAAAAACUCAAAAUUUUUAGGUUAAUAUGAAAUCCUCUUAAUCAAAAGAAAAACUUAAAGAACACACAUUUAAGCUAUUGGAUGAAAAUAUCAAUUUAUGCAAAAGAAUAUUGGAUUAACAAAGCCAGAUCGAUUUCAAAUAAAAAUUAUAAGAGUACAAACAACAUAAAAAAAUAAAGGUGAGACUUUUAAAAGUAAAAAGAUAAUUUGAAUAAUAAGAAAAAUUAGCUGUUGAUUAGAGAUUUAAAUCAAAAUCAUUUAGUUAAGUUUAGGUCAAUAAAAUUUGA
Messenger RNA from Paramecium octaurelia, 577 nucleotides. The record is from the annotation of a GenBank genome assembly. Lineage: Eukaryota; Ciliophora; Oligohymenophorea; Peniculida; Parameciidae.